Messenger RNA from Metopolophium dirhodum (rose-grain aphid), 1937 nucleotides. It is a transcript of the gene Taf8, whose product is annotated as transcription initiation factor TFIID subunit 8. Lineage: Eukaryota; Metazoa; Arthropoda; Insecta; Hemiptera; Aphididae. Gene Ontology annotation, cellular component: transcription factor TFIID complex. Bases 404 to 1252 code for a protein of 282 amino acids. Gene Ontology annotation, molecular function: protein heterodimerization activity. The record is from RefSeq and is a predicted model, not a curated record. Gene Ontology annotation, biological process: transcription initiation at RNA polymerase II promoter. The transcript has 4 exons.
CUACAGCUCCAUAGCCCAUAGGCCAUAGAUCUAUGUACAGCCCACAGACAGCGUUGCAUGUUUUACACUUUGCAGCAAGCAACUAAAGACUAAAAAGACUCUCAAUUCCGAUUGUUCCGAAUACCGAAUACACUGUUAACUGUCUACUGUAUAAGGUCUAUAUUAUACUGUAUAUAUUAUGUUUGAACUGCAUACUUGCAUAGUGCAUACUGCAUUGAUGCACACGGACUACUAAAUCGGAAGACCAUUGACCAUAUUACUACAACAAUAUUAAUAACAAUAAAAAUAAUAUUUGGAUUUUUGGACGUAAGUACGUAACUGCAACCUGGAUUAUUAAAAUAUUUUAUUCUGUGCCUGGGGUGUCGUAAAUCUUGAACUUCCGCAUCGAUUGUGUCUGUCAAUAAUGGAUAAGACUAUGGAGAGGAAGUUUUUGAAGACCACUGUUGCCGGAAUAUUGAUGGAAAAUGGGUUUCAAGCGGCAGAACCAGGCGCCAUGGAGACCCUCGUCGAAAUGCUCUUUAGUGUGCUAUCCCAAAUGGGAAAUAGUAGCCGUCGUUAUGCAGAAGUAGCUGGGCGUCUCGAGCCUCUCGGUGCCGAUGUUAUGAUGGGCCUAAUUGACAUGGGUAUGUUCAAAAAUGCGUCCAGCCUAUUAGCUUAUGCCAAAAGAUCAAAUCGAGCUGUUCUCCCUAGCCCUGUACCAUCUGUACAGCCCCGCCAAACAAGUAACCUACAAGCGGGGACAAGACUGCCUCAUCCAUCAUAUAUGCCAAGUUAUAUGCCAGCUUUUCCAGAUCCGCAUGCAUACAUAAGGACCCCAACACACAAACAACCAGUAACUGAAUAUGAAGCAAUCAGAGAAAAAUCUGCAAUUCAAAAGCAUGAACUUGAAAAAUCAUUAAUUAAGUUUUUAAUAAAAACUGGCCCUACUGAGAGUUUAUUUUUGAACCAAGAAAAUGAUUGUUUUGCUUUGAUAGCCAAUAAGCCACAACAACCCGCAUACUUCUCAGCAUUGUUACCUCAAGAUCAAGUAUUUGAUGAGGAUCCCGAUGAAACUGAAAUACCAGUACCUACUAAAAAAAUUAAGUUAAAAAAAGAUAUUCAGAUAAAAGAAGAAUUUGAUGAAAAUGAAGAACUAGAAAAUGAAAAUGAAGAAGAAGAAGAUAUAAACAAUGGUGAUGAAACUGAAUCAAAACCAGAAGAACCCAUUGACAAUCCUUUCUUGAGACCUGUUAAGUAUCCGGCCGCCCCUUAAAAUUGUUCUACUGGUCAUAUAACAUAUUUAUAAAAAAUUACUUUGAAUCAAAAAAUAUUUUUUUUAAACCGAAUAUAAGAUCAGUCUCAGAUUAUUGUACAUUCUGUAUUUCUGUCACAUAUUGUUAUUUAAAGUAAAAUAUUAUGUCCCAUGAAUUACGUCGGUAUCUUGCGUUUAAACUUAAGAGGACGUUACACCUGCAUGCAUUGUCUCCGUCUUACAAAUACAACAUAGCAAAACUGUAAAAAACUGCAAAACAUAUGAUAUGAACUCCCUCUAUAUUCAUAGUAAAUUAACCAAAACUUGACAAUGCAUAGGAAAGAACUUUAUUUGUAUUUAUUUAUACUAUCCAAAUAAUAAAACGUUGUGAAAUUUUAAUUCUACUAUAAAUACAGAAGGCGCAUAAUUGUCCCACACUUACAGUUUUUGCUAUGUUGUACAUUUGUAAGACGGAAACAAUGCAUGCGGGGAUAGCGUUCUCUGAAACCUAAUUAUUUAUUAUAUUUUAUAUCAAAUGAAAAGGCUGGGCAAUGAGUUAAGAAUUAAAGUUAAGUUAUAAUUAGUUAAUUUACAUAAUGAUGAAUACCUAUUACCUAAUGAGUUACUUUAUUUCCCAAAGUGAUUUUAUAACUUAACAAGUUAAAUUUUAUUUUAAAAUUGUUGUAAUAUAUGGAGUAAUUAUUUA